AAGAACACAUGAGACGAUGGUUCUGGAACUCGCCGGAAAAGUAUUAAUAAUAUUAUUUUAAUUUUGUUUGAUUUUUCUCCAUUAGACCCUAUAAGCAUUGCAGCAAAUCAACGGUGAAUGCAAUAAGAUUCUGUGAAAAUGGUUGUUAUAGAGCCUCAAGAAGGUAAUGAAGAGACCUUAGUCAAUAAUCCUCCAAAGCUAAAAGCAACAACAUCAUCAUCGUCGUCGACGGAUUCAAGCAAAGACACUAAAACCACGGCACCACCAAUAGCGGAGGCGUCAGCGGCUACGAGUGUAAAUGGAAACGAUUCUGAUGGUUUCGAAACGGCAAGUGAACGCGAAAUGAGCGAUAACGAAGAGCUUGAUAAUGAAGAAAUCAGUCAUCAUCUUAAUGAACAUAAACAUCAACCGCCACCGUCAACAACAACACAAGAAGGGAAAGCGAAAGUGGAACCGGGCUGUAGUCAAGACGACGACGAAUUGCAACAGAAAGCUUUAGCACAGGCAAAUGAUGCAAAAUUGGAAGGCAAUAAACUGUUUGGAGAUGGGAGAUAUGAAGAGGCGUUAUUAAAAUACGAUGCUGCUUUACAAGUUGCACUGGAUAUACCUUCAUUUGUGGAGUUGCGUUCCAUAUGCCAUGCAAAUCGUGCUGUAUGCUUCUUAAAAUUGGGAAAAUAUGAGGACACAAUCAAGGAAUGCACAAAAGCCCUAGAACUAAAUCCUUCAUAUAUUAAACCUCUGGUCAGAAGAGGGGAGGCCCAUGAAAAGCUUGAACAAUUUGAGGAGGCUAUAGCUGAUAUGAAAAAAACUUUGGAAUUGGAUCCUUCAAAUGACCAAGCUAAGAAAGCCAUCCGCCGCUUGGAGCCAUUGGCUGCAGAAAAACGAGAAAAAAUGAAAGAAGAAAUGAUUGCAAAAUUGAAAGAUAUGGGAAACUCUUUGCUAGGCCGAUUUGGAAUGAGUAUUGACAACUUCAAAGCUGUCAAAGAUCCAAACACUGGUUCCUAUUCUCUUUCGUUCCAACGUUAGCUUUGGAUGUGGAUAUGAGAUCGCUCGAGUACUUUUUAUAUAAACUAUAUGAGAAGAAUGAAGGUUGUCCAAUUGAAUGAUAUACCAGUCUGGGACAUUGUGUCCAGAAUCAAUGGAUAUACACUAGAGUGAUAUAAUUUGGGAAGAUAUUGUUUUCUUCGUUACAGAGCAUUACACAAUGCAGUGCCGUUUGUAAAAACCCUAAUUUGAUUAAGAAAUUUCAAUUCCAGAUGCUUUGGUUAUUGUUUAAAAUGAUCUUUUGGUUUUGUGAAGGAUUCUUCUGUUGGUCAUGUUAUGGCAUCAUACUGGUUUGUUUUGAUUCAUGUUCUUCAACCCUCAAUAUAUAUAUAUAUAUGGAUUCUUUUUUAUGUAA
Messenger RNA from Jatropha curcas, 1399 nucleotides. It is a transcript of the gene TPR1, whose product is annotated as Tetratricopeptide repeat (TPR)-like superfamily protein. NCBI's taxonomy places the organism in Eukaryota, Viridiplantae, Streptophyta, Magnoliopsida, Malpighiales, Euphorbiaceae. Gene Ontology annotation, molecular function: protein binding. The record is from RefSeq and is a predicted model, not a curated record.